AUGCCGCAAUAUAUAAUGGAAAGAUUACAACCAUCUCAGUCUGAAUCAGAACUACCACACUUAUAUUAUAAUCCUAACGAUCACAAAAUAGGAGAACCUUUAAGGCCAAUUGUAAGUGGAAUAAAAUCCCCGUUGGCAAAAUUGUCUAGUUUCUUGGACAAAAUCAUACGUCCUCUGUUCGAUAAACAUACUGACUAUGCGCUUUCUAAUUCGAGAACAUUUUUGAAAUAUUUAAAAGAAUUUAAAACAACAACAGAAACGAAUCUAUACAUGUUCGAUAUCACAGAUUUGUAUACCAUGAUUCCGCAAAAAGAAGCGGUAUUAGCUAUACGUGAAUUUUUAGGAAGGCAUGGAUAUCAAAAAGUGCAAGCUCUAUCAAUAAAUACGAUAAAAAAAAUGUUCUUACAUGUAUUAGAAAAUUCCUUUUUUGUACUACAAUUACCAGGAAUGAAACCAAAAUUUUAUCAACAAAUUCGAGGAGGAGCGAUGGGUUCAGCCUGCACUCAAGUGCUUGCUGAUGUCUAUGUGAAAAAAUGGGAAAGUAAAUUUGUGGAGCAACAAAAACAACAAGAACAACUAUAUUUCAGAUUUAGAGAUGAUGUUUUCUUCACCACUACACUACCACCUCAACAAAUAGAAAGAAAUCUAACAGAAUUGAAUGAGAAAGAUCAUAAUAUAAAGAUAACAUGGGAAAGUGGUAGGAAGAUAGAUUACUUAGAUGUAACAGUCAAUAUAGAAAUUCCAAAUUUCAGAACGACUGUAUUCAGAAAACUAGCAGCUCAACCAUAUGUAUUACCUUUUCACUCUUCACAUCCGCAGCAUGUAACAAGGAACAUACCAUACGCGGCGGCACAUAGAGCCACACGUAUAUGUUCUCACCCUGAAGACCUAAAAAUAGAGCUUGACAAAAUUAGAAUCAUGCUUUUAUUGAACAAAUACCCCCCAAAAUUUAUUGACAAACAGACAGGAAGAUUUUUUCGAGAUACAACAGGUACGCAAACUACAGAGUUACUUUAA
This is a messenger RNA of Rotaria socialis, 1017 nucleotides long. The record is from the annotation of a GenBank genome assembly. NCBI's taxonomy places the organism in Eukaryota, Metazoa, Rotifera, Eurotatoria, Philodinida, Philodinidae.